UAAGACAGCUCUGAGAAUGAAGCACCACUGACAGGAUGUAUUUCUUGCUGCCAGUUAUUCAAAUAUGAAUCCAGAGUUAUAUAUGAAGAAAAGCUCUUCAAAAGAUGAGGCAGGCUGAGUUCAUCCAACUACUGUGAGGUCAAUGGGAGCUUUGCAAUUGACUAAGACAGAAAGAUCAGAAACCACGGAAAUUUAAACAAAUAAAAAGGAACAGAAAGACUUAACAUUGGAAGAGCUUAGACCAGCCACUGUCACCACGAUCAUUGGUACACAAGUGUGAACACUGAACAGAUUGGGAUAGUUAACCACAAAAGCACAACAUGACUUCAGCACUUCUUCCAAACGAAGUACAAUACUGCUUUGAGAAUAUUAAUGGCUCUUGCUAUAAAACACCAUUUUCUUCUGGAAUCCGGAUAACUUUGUAUGUUGUGCUUUGUUUGCUGACAAUUCUUACUCUAGUUGGAAACUUUAUGGUAAUCAUUUCAAUUGCCUAUUUCAAACAGCUUCACUCGCCUACAAAUUUUUUGGUUGCUUCCUUGGCAUGUGCGGAUUUUUGUUUGGGUCUGACUGUGAUGCCCUUCAGCAGUAUAAGAUCUGUUGAAACAUGUUGGUAUUUUGGGGACACAUUCUGUAGAUUCCACAGUUGUUUAGAUGCAUCUUUUUGUUAUUCAUCAAUAUUUCACUUGUGUUUCAUCUCUAUUGAUCGAUAUGUUGCUGUCACUGAUCCUUUGAUUUACCCUAUCAAGUUCACAGUACCUGUUUCAGGCAUGUUUAUAGCUGUUGCCUGGACAAUUUCAUUUGUAUACACUUUUUCUAUUGUCUUCUCUGGGGCUAAUGAUGUAGGGAUAGAAGAAUUUACAAAUGCCCUCUCUUGUGUAGGGAGCUGUCAGCUUGUCUACAAUAAAACAUGGGUGGUUGUAUCUGCUGUCCUUUUUAUAAUACCUUUUUUCACAAUGAUAGCACUUUACAGUAGGAUCUUUGCUGUGGUUAAAAGACAAGCUAGAGUGAUAGAAGCAAUGAACAACACCCAGUCAUCUGAAAAUUACAGUGACAGAGUUGCUAAAAGAGAGAGGAAAGCUGCUAAAAUCCUCGGUAUAGCUGUGAUAGCUUUCUUGGUAUUGUGGACACCUUAUUCUAUAACUGUAAUGACUGAUGCUUUUUUUAACUUCAUAAUUCCACCCCUUGUCUUUGACAUUGUGGUUUGGUUUACUUAUUCCAACUCUGCCAUUAAUCCUUUGAUUUACUCUCUCUUUUAUCCGUGGUUUCGAAAAGCAAUUAAAGUAAUUGUGAGCUGUAAAAUCCUCUGGCUUGACUGUUCAACAAUGAAUUUAUUUCCAGAGUGAAAACCUGUCCAGUCCUGAAUAGAUCUACUCUCAUCAUAUUUCAUAGUCAUCACCCUUUUUUUUAUAAUAUCCGGGUGCAUAUUUCCUUGAUUUUAUAUUGUGUAUCAUUGUGAGAACAGGUUUAUCACAUGAUAACAGGACAAUUUAUUUACACAUGCUGAUAAUUGAAUACGAAAUUAUGCUAUGAAACAAUACCGAACAAUGUCUGUUGGUGGUAAUUGAGUG
Molecule: messenger RNA, 1568 nt
Organism: Pelodiscus sinensis (Chinese soft-shelled turtle)
Lineage: Eukaryota; Metazoa; Chordata; Testudines; Trionychidae
Source: RefSeq, a predicted model, not a curated record